AUGCUUUUAUCCGAUGAUCAGAAAGAAAUUUUAUUUAAUCUUGUAUUUGAACUUAAUAAUGAAUUACGAUCAAAUGCAGUAUUUAAACAACGAGCACCACUUACCAAUCAGCAAGUUCGACCAACAGCAGCUAUUCCUAUUCCUUCUAGCGGUUUAUCAUCUAGUCGACUUACUUUAGAUAUUGAUACAUUAGAACGUGAAUAUAAUUCACGACCACCACCAACAAUUUCGCCACAAAUAUUACAAAAAAUUCAGCAACACCCAGUGUCUAUUCAAACAACUUCAACGCCACUUCCCCCUCCACCACUUAACGGUUCUGUCACAGCUACUACAGCUCAUCAAAAAAAAACAGCUAUGCACCGUUCGGAACAAAUAACACAGCUGCUCUUUCGAAAACGUCCAUUAAAUAAACGUGAAUUAACUAAAAAAGAUAAUGAUGUUAUUACAAUUCCAAAUAGAGAUCAUUGUCUUGUUCAUGUGCCAAAAUCAAAAGUUGAUUUAACCAAAUAUUUUGAUAAUCAAACAUUUAAAUUCGAUUAUACAUUUGAUGAAAAAGCUUCAACUGAACUUGUUUAUCAUUAUACAGCUGCUUCACUGAUUGAUACAAUUUUUAAUGGUGGCCAUGCUACUGUUUUUGCCUAUGGUCAAACUGGAUCUGGUAAAACAUUUACAAUGGGUGGUGAUUUAUCAUCAGCAAAGAUCGAUUAUUCACAUGGUAUCUACGCACAAACAGCACGUGAUAUAUUUCAUCGUUUAUCACAACCACAAUAUCGUUCAUCAGUUGAAAUAUUUGUUACAUUUUAUGAAAUUUAUUGUGGCAAAGUUUUUGAUCUACUUAAUAAUAAAAAACGUUUACGUGUAUUCGAAGAUCAAAAAGGUCUUGUUCAAGUUUGUGAUCGAAAAGAACAACAAGUUAAAUCCGUUCAUCAUGUAUUAAAUAUCAUUCAACGUAAGUCUAUCUUAUUUAUUCAAACAUUUUUCAACAUGACAAGAAUUUUGAACAGUACGAUUGCGUAA
Rotaria sp. Silwood2 is the source of this 1017-nucleotide messenger RNA. Lineage: Eukaryota; Metazoa; Rotifera; Eurotatoria; Philodinida; Philodinidae. The record is from the annotation of a GenBank genome assembly.